AUGCCGCCGCGCGUCGAUGCGUCGACGCCAUGCCCAUCCGCGACACAUCCGGCGCCACGCCCAUCCGACGACGACGCGCCCGCCGAUGCCGUGUGCCGAGUGUGUCUCUGCGACGUCGAGGAGUUGCCAGAGUCAAGGCUGGUGAAACUCGAGUGCGCGUGCGUCGGCGUCUACGUCCACGAAACGUGCGCGGAGAAGUGGUUGCGAACGAAGGGAUCGAACGUGUGCGAAGUGUGCAGGGAGUCGACGCAGUUUGACGUGCCGGAGAGCUUCGUGGGACGACUUCUCAGGAGAGCCGGCGUCGCGUCGGAACGAGAUCGAGGCGACGACGCGCGCGAAUACGGACCCGCGGUCGGGGACGUGAUUUGGAUCUUCUUGACCACGUUUUGCUCGGUGUGGGUGUGCUUGCGGUUGUUGCUCGGUAUUCCCAUCGGACCAGCGCUGGCGAUGUCGUAUUGCUUCGGUUUGGGAAUUCUCAUGGGCGUCGGGUUCUUCAUCAUUCCUUUGCGAAGGGCGAGCGUGCCGAGAAGCGACAGUCGUGCAUUUCUUUGGCUCUACGCGCUGAGCAUGUUCAUAACGCAUCAAAUUGCCUUCGGUUUAGCGCUGCGGCCGAUUCCGACGCAAGAGCGACGAAUCAAGCACGCAUUCUCGUUGACGUUCGCGAUUUCGAUUGCGGCGUUUUCGUAUCCUCAAAUCGUCAUGCUCGGCGGUUGCCUCUGGCGAGCGCUCGCUCGCGGCGACGCGGCGCACUAG
Messenger RNA from Ostreococcus lucimarinus CCE9901, 753 nucleotides. RefSeq lists its product with no specific name. The coding region runs from base 1 to 753 and encodes 250 amino acids. The record is from RefSeq and is a predicted model, not a curated record. Gene Ontology annotation, molecular function: zinc ion binding. The transcript has a single exon. Lineage: Eukaryota; Viridiplantae; Chlorophyta; Mamiellophyceae; Mamiellales; Bathycoccaceae.